UAUUGAAUUGAUGAGGAGAAGGAUUUGAUCUGGGGGGAUGAACGAGUUAUAAGAUGCUGGGCCGCGCGAUCGGCCGACUCGGCUGGCGCUGCUGUAUGGAGUAAAGUGCCUCCUUUUGCUGCGCGCACAGCCCGUUCAUUACAGAAGUGGGGAUACCGGAGAGGUUCAACUCGUUGUUUCAAAUUAGUGUGGCACUCGCGGUCUAGCGGCGCACAACACACCCCUCGCUCGCUCUCGCUCUGCUCUGCCUGUCUGCCAAGCAAAAGGGACACCGGCUUCGGGACAGGGCCUGCUGGACUCACCCACACGUGGACUUCAGUUUUGGCGCCACUUGUGUGAAGAGAAUUUCUCGGUGCAGUGACAAAAAGUGUCCAAACGGCAAAUUUUCGAGCAAGUUAGCCCGCGAGUGCCUAAAAGUGGAUUUUUUCCUGACUUGUCACGUUUGUAGUAGUUUCGCUGUACAUUGGUUUUGUGUUCGAAUUUUCUUCUCGAGAGUGUGAUCGUAGCCGCCACGCAACUUUCAUCCACAAUCUGGCCAAACUUUCGGUGCAAAAAAUGAACUGCCCGAUCGUGGAAGACGCACACCAGCUGCCUCCUCUACGUUGCUAAGACUGCCCCCAAAGCUCACUGAUUCCAAGAUGUCGGCCAGCACCCUGACGAACCCGAGCGGCGGGUCGACGUUGCCAGCUACGACGUCGCCCUCGGAGGACUUCCUACUCUGCCGACGCACGACCAACAACAACAACGACGAGGCCGACCCGAGUCCGGCGUCGCGCAAAGCCGCCCUCUGGUCCUCCGAGGUCAGCAGGGAGAUGGACCUGCGAGGGGAGGACAGCGGAGACGAGGCCUCCCCCACCGAGGAGUCGGAGGACGAGCGGCAGGUGGCUCAGCUGAUGGCCGCGGCCGCCCCGACGCGCAACAAGCGUAAGAACUUCAAGCCGAGGAACAUCCUCUACUCGCUGGACGACGAGCAGGAGCCGUUGGACGCGACCGCCGAGAACAAAAGCGCCAAGCCGCUGGACCUGACGGACGGCCUGCUGCCCGCCAAGCGGAGGAGCACCAUCCUGCCGAGACGGCUCGAACGCAGCCAUCAGGAGGCGCGCAGCGACGUCAUAGACUUGUCCGUGCGGCAGCAGGAGGACGACGAGCAGCCGGCCGUCGACCUCAGCCAGGAGGCCCGCAGCGUCCAGGAGGCCCUGAUGGCGCAGCAGUACGCGCACAUCCAGAGCCAGCUGCACGCUCACCUGCAGACCUUCCAGCAGCACCCUGAGCUGCUGCUGCAGCAGCGGCACACGGCACCUGCCGACGCCUCCGCGAUGAGGGAGUACGCGGAGAACACGAUGAAGGAACUUCUGGGCAUCUACGGCCUCAACGACAUGGCCGAGUCCAUCACCAAGCACGUGCCGAUCGGCAACUUCUCCUCUGGCAAAAUACUCGAGUCGAUGAACGCCACCUCCCGACUGUCCGCGCUGGGCUUUGGCCGCCCCACCGGCCUCUCGCUCAGCAUCCCAUCGCCGCACCUGCCGCACCCCGCCGCUCCCGCGGCCCUUCCCAAUCUGCCGGCCCCCAGACUCAGUCCUCCGGUGCAGCCCCCGACGCCCCCGAGGACGCCCCACUCGCCCAAGGCGGCCAGGACGUCUUCCCCGGACCGGACUCCAAAAGAGACCAACGCCACCCCUUCGACUGCAAGGGUCCCGCUGCCGCACAAUGUGGCCACCAUACUCACCCUGGCCGCUCUUCAGGAGCAGAAGGACCGCCUCAUCGGCGAACACACCCCAACUGGAACACCUUCCCUUCCAACCACUUCUGGUAUCAACCGACCAAUGCCUGUGGUGAGUCCUUCGACGGCCGCAGCUGUGGCCGCCGCGGCCGCCGCCGUGCCGCUCAGGGAGCCCAAGGCGUCCUUACCCAUUGAUUACUCGCGGUACGUCCGCAAGUUCAGCAGCGCCGCCGAGUGCGGUAACAAUCACUGCAGAGACCUAAACUACAGGUACGGACUCUGGGAGCAUUUCCACUGUUUGGACUGCAACUCGCGCGUGUUUGUCAAGAAGGAAGAGAUGAUUCGCCACUUUAAAUGGCACAAAAAGCGCGACGAGUCACUCCAGCAUGGGUUCAUGCGUUACUCCACCAUGGACGACUGCUCAGACCGAUUCCCUGGUUGUCAGCACAACCGAAAGCAGACCCACUACCACUGCAUCAAGAAGAGAGCUGAUGGGGAGGGCUGUGAGAAGGUGUACAUUAGCACGUCUGACGUUCAGAUGCACGCCAACUACCACCGCAAAGACUCGGCCAUCAUCCAAGAAGGCUUCCAGCGGUACAGGGCGACUGAAGAGUGCGGCGCCGCGUACUGCGCCUUCUUUGGGCAGCGCACCACCCACUUCCACUGCAUCAGAACUGGCUGCAAAGUGACAUUCAAGAAUAAAGCAGACAUGGACAAGCAUAAGACAUAUCACAUUAAAGACGAGCAAUUGAACAGAGACGGCUUCAAGAAGUUCAUGAAACAAGAAGCGUGCCCCUUUGAACACUGUCGCUUCUCUCGUGUCUGCAACCAUAUCCACUGCAUCCGCCCUGGCUGCAACUAUGUGUUGCAUUCGAGUGGCCAGCUCUACUCGCACAAGCGGAAACAUGAGCGACAAGACAAUGAGAUUGCCUACCGUAAAUUUAAAUUAGCUCAAAGUAUGAUGAAAGGUUUUUCUGACGGUAGCGCUCCUGCAGGCUUCAAUCCCCAAAAUCUGAGCCCAGGAAUGCUCCAAGCAUUUCAGGAGCAGCUUUCCCAAGAAGCUCAACAAGGAACAAGCACUCCUGGUCCGUCAAGAUUUGAUGACUCUUUUAUGUCAAGACUUGAUGACUCGUUAGGCCUAAAAAUUGACGAGUCCAUGAACCGAUUCGAUGAAUCGUCCACGGCUGAUGACAGCCAAGAGUUUUCUCAAAAUGAAAAGGAUGAGGAUGGAGAAAAAAGUCGCAGCACCUCUCCGCCACUUUCCCAAAUCAACAAAUACACAGCAGCUAUGCUAGCUGGUAUGCCAAUUCCCGGCUUUGGAGUGCAAGCUGGAACUUCCACUGCAGAGCCCCCAGACUCCCUGGCGGCAAUGGACCUGACUGGCGAAAUUAAGCCACGCAGCGACGACCUGUGGAAGAAAUUUAUGACCCUUUAUAAGGCUAAUGAAAAAUGUAUCAAGUCUGGAGAAUGCGCCCACCUCUUCAAAGAACACUACCACUGUAACGCACUGGCCUGUGAUAUGACCUUUGGAUCUCAAGAAGGAGUGUGGGAUCAUGCUCGAAGUCACGAGCAACAGGAGCAAGUGACAGAUGCCUUCUACAUAACGACUGAAGUUGGCCAACAACCUUGUGAAUGUCCCCCUGAGUGCCCUUUCCAGAACAAGGAAACCCACUACCACUGUGGAUAUGAGAACUGUCGCGAAAUCAUCAUGACAACUGACAAGCCCUUCAGGCGGCUGGACCAUUAUAAAAUGCACGAAUACUCGCGGAAGCUGAGCCUUGGAAAGGACGCAAUGCAGAUGUCCCUGGCCACUUCCAUCGACGGCAUGUUCAGACGCAAGAGAGGCAGACCACCAAAGAACAGAGUCAUUGAGGUGUGGAAUGAUUGUUUCUCAACUCCGAUGGGUGGAUCAGGCAUUCUCGACUCACCACAGGCAAUUUUCACGAGUUUCAAAUUGCCAAAACCUACCCUGAAUCAGGCCCCUGAGUCUCCUCAAGACAUACAAGCUCCCUCUCCUGAUGACGGCGAUGAAGACAUGAACUCUUCAGAGGAGAGAGACAAGGGUUCGCAGUUGCCGAGUGAUGUUCGCGAGGGAUUCUAUAUUUUUGAAGAAGGCACCGAGUGCCCUGAUCAACUCUGCAUCUAUUCUGGGAAAUUCCACUACCACUGCACUCAGCCCAGGUGCUUCUACGUCACAGAAAGAGAAGACAUUCUGAUUAUGCACUCCAAGGAUUUCCACGACAACAUUGAUAUUCUUGAAGGCUUUGUGUUCUUCGACAGAAGCAUUGAUUGCAGGCAACCAUCAUGCCACAGCAACAAGGUGAACCGCCACUUCCACUGCACCCGACCAAAUUGUGGCUACACUUUCGUCCGAUACUCAACCAUGGCCCUGCAUGAGCAAAAGCACCGAGAGGAGGCUGGAGUCCAGUCAGUCAACAGUUCCAUGUCCUCCCAGCAGCCCAGUUCUCCGAUGCAACCAGCUGGCAGCUCUGAAGCUUCUCCUCCACCCCAGUCAAGCUCUCCCCUGAGCGCCAGCAGUGCCUCCUCGGGAGUACGUAAAAUAAAAUCAGACUCAAACCCAGCUAUGGCCCUGCAGUCCGAUAUUGCAGCCCUCAAAACAGUGGUUAAGGCAGCGGGAACGUACUACCCUUUAUCUGCAUUCUCGAGUGAGAGGCGCGCUAGUUCGUCUGAUGAGCAGACCCAUUCAGUCCCCCAAUCAACAAGCACCACCAACACCUCUUCUACGUCAGGACUCGGUGCCCAAAGACCGUUAUGCAGGGUGCGAACCGACCUGCAGUCCCGCCCUGCAGCAGAUCCAGAUGCUGGUAAUUCCGACAGCUUGAGCCGAAUGCACCAACAGUUGGCAGCCCAUCUCAGCAACUCAAUGGGAGAACCGAAACCAGAGUGGAUGGCUCUGGAGAGGCAUGUCAAGUAUGGCCCCGAAGUUUCCUGCAGCCGACCCUUCUGCAAGUUGAAAAGGAAGGAGCACUACCACUGCAACGCCUGCAACCAAGCAUUCUCUGACCUGGACCGACUGCGUCCGCACAUCCUGAAGCACAGCAGCGGCGCUAUUAGCCCCGGCUCUCAGAACGUGAAGCGCGAGUCGGAGGAGGCAGAUCGCGGCAGCCCAUCACCGCAGAACGGCUCGUCGGCCGAUAACCCCGGCCAUCCAUGGGACCACAACGUGGCCGCAGCCGCCGCGUCGCAGAGCAUAUUCGAGGGCCACGAGCUGCCACCAGGCUUCGCGGCGUCGCACGCGGCGGCCGCGGCCGCCGCUGGCUACCUGCCGAGCCCGUUUGCGCUGAUGACCUCGCAGAGCCUGCCAUUCAUGCACCAGCCGGCCCUGUACUCAUCGCCGGCUGGGCUGAUGUUCGCUCCCGCGCUGCACCCGUCGCACCACCAGGCGGCAGCGCUGGCCGCCCUGCACCAGCAGCAGCAGAACGCGCUGAACGGCAUGCAGGAGCACGAGAUGAACUCGCUGCUGGGCAAACGUGGCUCCCCAGGUGGCAUAGGCGCCGUGUCGCCGCUCGACAUCUCCACCGAGGCCAAGAAGGCGCGCAUCCAGAGCAGCAUGCGCAUCCUCAAGGACGAGCCGGUGCCCGAGGGCUACCUGCGCUUCCGCUUCAACGAGGACUGCAAAUACCCACACUGCGGCUACCGAGAGCACCAGACGCACUUCCACUGCAUGCGCGUCGACUGCGGCUACAGCUUCUGCGACAAGACCCGCUUCGUGCAACACACGGCGCGCCACGAGAGGCUCGACACCUUGAUGGGUGGCGAUUUCCAGCAAUUUCGCGCCAACGUCCACUGCGGCAGGGCCGAUUGCGUUUACGCCACCACCAUGCCCUCAACCAAUGUCAGAGGAGCCUUGCAGAACAAAGCGUCCCAUUUCCACUGUCUCAAGUGCGAGUUCGUGUGCACUGACACCAACAAGGUGGUGGCCCACCGACGGCAGCAUCAGAAGCUGGACUCGAUCAUGGCUGCUGGCUUUGAGAAAUUCACCCCAUCUCAGAACUGCAAUGUGGACGGAUGCGCCCACAACCAGAAGCAGACGCACUACCACUGCUUGAGCUGUCACUACGCGGUGCUUGGUCUUUCACAAAUGUCAGCACACAAAUACCGACAUCUAGAAUAAUAAUUAACCAAACAUUAGUUGGCGAAAUGUGUAUAAUUGAUAUUUAUAUGAAAAGAAUCGGUUUUGCUGCUGCUGCUCUGAGCUGCUGAUCUCUAGCUAGACAUUGAAAUUUUCAAAGGCAAAAAAUGGUCUGUCUGAUCCAACUGAAUAUCAGUGUACAUAUUUGAGCAGAAAGUUGUUAUUCUAACUGGUAGCUAUAUGUAGGCACUACUUUCAGACAAAAGAUACCAGCAGCGUAAAAACAUAAAUUAUAUAAUCGGUGUAAAAUGAAGGUAGAGUUAAAUGACGUUUCAAGAAACAAUCACAAUGCUACUACUUUACGAUUUUAGAUUGUUUUUAAUUUUUAGUGUGAUAUUAUGUAAGCUUUUGAGUUGUUUUGAAGGACUCAAUCAAACAAAAAGCGCAAAAAGUAAGUUUCAAUGGGGAACAACUACUUGUUUACUUACAAAAAAUUGUUUUUUAUUAUUAUUUUAGUUUUUUGUCUUUUUUGUUGUGUGCGUUGAAGCGGAUUCAAUACCUGUAUACCAUUCUGCCAAAGGUAGAUUAUAAUUUUUAAAAAAAUGAUAUCCUUGGAAUUUUUGUCAAAGGUGCCUUCAUUUUGUUUUUGUCCCAUCUGUUCUCUGUAUAUUAAAAAAAAUGAUAUGGAACUUUAGGGAAGUCUGUAGCCUGUGCCUUAAACUGAAUAGUGCGCAUUGGCUUCAAAUUCGAGAAUCAAUUUCGUGGUGCAAAUCAACAACUAUCUGCUUGACAAAAAUAGCCAUCAGCCUUUUUGGGAGUCCCAGCAACCUUUGAGACGUAGACACAAAUCCUAGUACAAAAACGCUUAAUUAUGACUUUUUACCUUUCCCUGUUUUGUUCAGUAGCUGAGUCUUUGUCCCUGCCAGCAUUCAAAAUUUAGGCACGUGUUUGUCUGAGUAGAAUAAUCAAUUGUCAUUCAUGAAAUGCAAUCUAGCAUUUUAUCACAAUACAUUUUGCAUGUUGUCAAAAUUCUAUUUUGGAACUGAGAAGAUAGGACGACUUAAACCAUUUUGGUGCCUUGCAAAAUUCUCCAUUACAUUUCAUUCGUUUACGUUCUCUUAGAGUAAUUAUUAUAACUUUAAAAAUGUAGUAAGAAAGUUGAGAUAACUUUUGACAAAGUGGGAAAAUUUUACCUUUAGAUGAAAUGAGCAUAUUUUUGUAUGACAAAAAUACCAUUCCUGGCCUUUGUGUGAGACAAAAAGUGUAGCGGAAAUGAAACACAUACAAUGCUUUCUGAAUGUUCUAAAACCACACACACACAGUCACUUGAUGUCGUCUCGGACAAAAGCAAAUCAAUUGCCUCUUGUUGAGUUGACGUCAUUCUUAUUGCCGUGUAGUGUAGAUAAACUAAGAGAUUCCUGAAAUUGGCUUCUUAACACCAAAUUUUCAACCAAAAGGCACAUAAAUUACUAAACGAAAUGCUUUGAGUGGAAUAACACGCAUAGCCACCACAACUGUCUAAUAAGACAAGAAAGUUUUGUUUAUUUGUGAUGAUUUUUUCUCUUUUUCACUUUAGUGCAACUAAAUCGAUCAUUGUGUUAAUCCUUACAUUUAUGUACCUAGUCAUGCACUACUUUUGGAAAUAUGACUAUAAGGUCAUGUUUCUGCUGCUGUUUUUGUUCGUUUUUUCUCUCUCUUUCUUUAUUAAACAUGCAAAUGGGUGCAGUAUUUGUCAGUGCCUUUACCAAUGCAAAAGACACAGUCACCUUUGCAAGUAAUCAAUUAAUUGACGCGAUAUAUAUAAAUUAACUGAAUGCAUAUUAGUGAAAUCAAGGAACAUGUUGUGUAUGUACAGCACUCGAAGCAACACUGAAACGGCUCUUCUGAAUGUGUGUAAUGAUAAUGUGAUUUGACAUGUAUACUCCUUGCAUAACGCGAUUACACCGUAUUACUUGUAUUCAAAUAAUCAGCCAGCAAAAUCAGCGCCCGCAAAACGAGCAUAAUCAUAAGGUGGAAAGAGAUUUGUGUAUCAUAAAAAUGAUAAACGGCACUCUUUGAUUUGCGUAAGUCAUGCUAACUGAAUUUCAAAUAUUUAUGCGAUAACACACGUCAUCUAUUGUGUAUUAUGUUCAUCUGUAAAGAACUGCUUUCCCUAGUUUUUAUCAGGGCUGGACGGUUUCCGGCCACCCUCUCUGCACUUGUUAUUUGCUGACGAUGAGUUUGUUCACUGAAAUUCGUUCAUUCUCUCUUACGAGAUUACUCUUCUCUCCCACACAUGCGAGUGUACUGGUCAAAAUUGUCCACGAUUCCCAACAAUAGUCGUCAUCAAUUAUCCUAUUACACACCUAGCUUCGAACAUUGUGUUUAAAAUUAUGUUCAUAUAAUGGAAUAUUUAAAUAUUAAAGUAAAUAUUAUGUAGAUCAUUCCAGCAAUGAUGAAUGAGAUUGUGUAUAAAUUAAAUGAUAUAAAAAGAAUGCAAAAUACUACCAUGUUGAGUGGAUUACAAGUAUAUGAUUAAAAAACAAAAGAAAAAAGUACGAUGUAGACUGCUGCAGCUAUACCAUGCUAAUGAAAAUGAAAUGUUUGGUAGUCCUAUAAAUAAACGGAAAAUAUCAAAAAAUA
Molecule: messenger RNA, 8435 nt
Organism: Cloeon dipterum
Lineage: Eukaryota; Metazoa; Arthropoda; Insecta; Ephemeroptera; Baetidae
Gene: cas
Product: castor
Exons: 21
Coding region: 639-5855 (1738 amino acids)
Biological process (GO): regulation of neuron differentiation; positive regulation of transcription by RNA polymerase II
Cellular component (GO): nucleus
Molecular function (GO): DNA-binding transcription factor activity, RNA polymerase II-specific; RNA polymerase II transcription regulatory region sequence-specific DNA binding
Source: RefSeq, a predicted model, not a curated record